ACAAAACAUCGAAAUGAAGAGUCAACAGUGUUGGUGCAGCCGGAAAUGUCAACAGAAAUGGAGAUUUCAUCAACAAGCUCUAUCGACAAGAAAAAUGAAGACACAAGACCGGACACAGGAUUUUCAUCAGAUGAAAAGAUUUUAUUCUAUGGCCUAGUUGCUGCCGGUCUUGUGUUGGUGCUGUGUUUGUCUAUUGUGUGUAAUAUUUGUAUCAAUAGAAAAUGCAGAACAGAAAAUUUGGCCACAAAAAACAAUGUUCCGAAUGUAAACAGCGUCGCUGUAAUUCAAGAACCUUCUUUAGAACCGGAUGACAGCUCAUCGACCUACGAAGUAAUCUGUGAAAGUGAAAUGCUUUCAUUUGAAAAAAUCAAACUCAAUACGAAUGCUUCGUUUCAACAAUCUCUUGUUUUUGAAAAGAAGUUCCAGAACAACUCUCCAACUUCAGAUAAGCCAUACUUUGAAGUUUUUGAUGGUGACAACAUUUAUCUAAAUCCGUGCCAUACCACUGAAGGUCAAGAACAAACGGAUAAUUUGAAGAAAAUCUCCUCGCCGGAAUAUCAAGUAGCAUUACCAGCUACUGGUACUAUUUGUUGUGCAGGACAAAAUCGGAACCAGUCGAGUGACAAUGAUAACAAAGUUAAAGUUCAAGAAAGUUCAGAUAUGAAUAUUAAAAUCCAAAUUGAUCCGGCAGACGAUAUAUCCGUCAAGUAUAGUGUAGGUGAAGAUAUCAAAGAAUGUUUAAAAAGAUAUGAAGUCGACGAAAACAAUCGUUUACUCGUUCAAAGAAAAGAAAACACUGAAUCGAUGUCAAACUUCAUUGAGUUAUCUGAAACAAGUUCGUCAGACGACAAUGAAGACAAACCAACAGUUCAGACGGAUGAUGACUAUAUAAAUCCUUACCAGACAUUAAAAAGAAGUGAGAAUGAUGAUGAACAUGAUUACAAUAUUUGUGCCGUUCCUUAAAACCCUCGUUGUAAAUACAUGCAGAUAUGUUAUUGGUUGCGACAUUGAAUUAGGCAUGCCAGAACAACCAGUACUAAUCUAUAUCAUCGUUUGUAUUAGUUGCAUAAUCUUACUUCUUUUGCUACAUUUUGUAGUUAAGACAAGAUUUACUUUUUAUAAAUGUGCAGAAGGAAUAUGAUUUGUAGCUACAUUCACAUAUCGUGAAGUCUAUUGAGUUGCUUGAGUGAGACAUUGAGUUUA
Messenger RNA from Mytilus trossulus (common blue mussel), 1203 nucleotides. RefSeq lists its product as uncharacterized. Bases 46 to 963 code for a protein of 305 amino acids. The transcript is spliced from 4 exons. NCBI's taxonomy places the organism in Eukaryota, Metazoa, Mollusca, Bivalvia, Mytilida, Mytilidae. The record is from RefSeq and is a predicted model, not a curated record.